Molecule: messenger RNA, 4472 nt
Organism: Bacillus rossius redtenbacheri
Lineage: Eukaryota; Metazoa; Arthropoda; Insecta; Phasmatodea; Bacillidae
Gene: Tdrd3
Product: tudor domain-containing protein 3
Exons: 13
Coding region: 239-2161 (640 amino acids)
Cellular component (GO): nucleus
Molecular function (GO): protein binding
Source: RefSeq, a predicted model, not a curated record
AUUGUACUGUAGUAUAGUAGUGUGUUCUGUGACUUAUAAUAUAAAAUUCUGAAAAUGGCUCUUAGGACGUGGCAGAAGUGAUUAUCACUCUGCCAAAUGGAGCAUGUGAUUCUCUGAGAUAUGCUGCGGACUAGUUUAGUCAUGAAUAAAGUCACAAUUAUUGACUUCAAAAUGACCUAAUAUUAUAAUUUUCACGCACUUCUAGAGCCUAAGUGCGUAGGUGCCAUUCUUUAGCAAAAUGGCGCUUGCCGACAAGUUGAAAGAACAAGGAUGGCACCUGACCGAGGAAGGUGUGGACCAGUUGAGCGAGAAGGGCGCAGUCUCCGAUGUGAAGCAGCUCGUCUCCCGGGCGCUUGACAUCGACCUCCGGGACAUUGGGGGCGGGGCCUUCCCCGAGGACAUGCACAAGAACAAGCUGGACAGCAUCCCCGGCCGCGUCGUGGUGCAGGUGCAGAAGGUGCGCAACGUGUCGGCUCCCCGGAGCAACGAGGAGUCCAAGGCCGCGCCCCGCAUGCUCAAGCUGUCCCUCACGGACGGGCAGCUGGUGUGCCACGCCGUGGAGGUGGAGCACAUGCCCUUCAUGAGCCUCAACACGCCGCCCGGCACCAAGCUGUUCCUGAAGGUGGACACGGUGCCCGUGGCGCACGGCUUCCUGCUGCUGCGUCCCUCGCUGGUGGACCUGCUGGGCGGCAAGGUGCUGCCCCUCGUGGACAAGUGGGAGCUCAACCGGUCGCUGGCCAAGUGCACGCGGGGCCGCAUCGGCGAGGAGGGGGGGCCGCCCCCCUGGAUACCCUUCGGCCAGAAGAUCCUUUAUUUAAAUUCACAGGAUUUAUUAUUUCAUUCAUCGCUGGAAGGGGGCAAGGACAGCAAGGAGAACGCUGAGUUCGAGGCGCAGCGGAAGGACGCCAUCGCGGAGGCGGCGAGGGGAGGCUCGCGCCGCGUCUUCAAGGGCGGCAACAAGCAGCUGCUGGACCACAACCUGCAGCAGAUCGUGGAGCUGGGAUACUCCUCGGAGCAGGCAGAGUACGCGCUCCGCCAGAGCAAGAACAACGUGGACCGCGCCCUCCGCUCCCUUCAGCGCAGGGACGAGGGGAAGCGAGCGGACGCCAAGGCCAAGGGCGAGGAACCCAGGGACCGGCGCAAGCGCGGCGACAAGGACGACGAGGCAGGCGGAGCUGCCCCCAAGCCGUCCGGCAACGUGUCGCUGUUUGACUUCCUGCAGAACAAGCUGCCGGUGCAGAACGACAAGGACCACGAGCCGCACGGUGGUGCCGUGAACAGCCACGGGAGCAGCGACAAGAAGCACCCGGGCGCGGAGCAGUCUCCCCGGUGCGCGAGUGCGGGCAAGGGCGGCCGAGCGGAGCGGGGAGCGCGCGGGUCGCGGGAGGGCAAGGGCGCGAGGGGCGGGCGGGGGUCCGGGGGCGUGGCUCCGUCGUGGGGCGACAGUCCGGGGGCGUGCCACCCCGCCCACCGCGACGACAAGGCGCGUGCGGUGGUGGCCACGCCCAUCCAGCGGCCCCCGCGCUUCCAGAACCAGCAGCGGCAGCAGCAGAGCGACACGGCGUUCGGGCAGCCGUGGGCCAACUGCUACGAGAACAUGUACAACAUGGGCACCUGGCCCAGUCGCGGUGUGCCCCCGCCACCCCCCGGCAAGCCCCCCGCCAGGCAGCACCUGGGCUUCGGCGGGGACUUCGACAACCACCUACCUCCGCCCGGCCCUCGCUACGCCCGCCAAGACUCCCCCGUGUCCAGGUACGGGGGCUUCCCAGACCACUUCCCCCGCGGCGUGUACGGCAUGGACUACUCGUUCAAGGAGCCCCCGCCCGUGCUGUCUCCGCCGGCCCACUUCUCGGGCGCCGGCCUGUACCGGUCCCACGCGGCGGACUACAUAGUGCCGGAGCCUCCCCCCGCCAGCCAGUUCCUGCCCGACACCAAGACCUGGCACUGGCAGAAGGGCGACAAGUGCAUGGCCAAGUACUGGGAGGACAACAUGUACUACAACGCAGAGGUGACGGGCGUGUCGGAGCGGACGUGCGUCGUCAGGUUCACCGAGUACGGCAACUUCGAGGAAGUGUUGCAGGCCGAUUGUAUUCCCUUCACCGAGGCAUUUGAAGAUGUGGGUAAACUAACAAAGCCUGAUGUCUUCAACUAUCACCUCUGACUGCGUCGUUGCUAGCUAUCUUACCGGCAGAAGAUAUAAAAACACAUGUGUACAUGGAAGUUGUGGUGUGCGUAGUAUUACUAACGGCUUGUUCUGGAGCAGCUGACUUGUAGACGGGCUGAACUCUCAAGAGCCACAUGCGCGUGCUCGUAGUUGUGUGUGAAGUGCGUUGGGCAGAGGCGCGCUAGAGCGCCCCGUGUCGAGGGGACCUGCCUGCAGUUUCCGUGGGCCACGUGAGCUUUGGACGGUUGCAAUCUACCGAGAAGCGCUUUUCUCGAUUCUUGUGGGGUGGCUUCCUUCGCGAUGGUGUUUCUCGCAAAGAUGUGCCGUGAAAGAGACUUGGGGCGUGCUCCAGCGCGGUCUGCGACUGCCAACAGGGGCUAAGCCUGAGGUCCGCUAGACAAGAACACACACCGGUGGUCGGCGUUGGGACAUAACGAUACCGUAGCAUUACCUUCCCCUCCCCUCGCACUAUUCUCACUUACAAGACCGACAUUUCAGUCCAACCCACGGUUGCACUUUUUAAUAUCAACUUAAGAAUUAAAAAGAGAAUAUACCUUCAAAGUAAAAUUUUAAAUCAUUAGUUGUGUGUGUACCGGAUACAUAUUAUGAAAUAUUGUGUGACCACUAUGCAAGUAUCAAAGUUAGUAAAUUUAAAUUGCAAAGCCAUUUUUUAAAUUUUGCAGUUUGCAGUUAACUAAUUAUUUUAUUUCAUGAUGUCUCAAAUUUUGACAAACAUAUUGUCAACUGCAACAUCUCUGUUGAUAAGAAAUAUUUUUUUUAUUAUUUCCUGUAAAAUGAAAAAAGUGGCACGAUGAACUGCAUAUUUCUACGUUUGAGGAAAACUUGCUUUUGAGUGCACCUAACAGGAUCCACUUCGAAUAGGGAACAUCAGCAUCACUAUCAGUCAUAUUUCUGACCAUUUUCCGUAAUGACUUAAAGUGGGUAUGAUUUUUAAUCAUAAAUUUAAUGUGGCGUUGAUAAUCCUUAUCUGAUUGUUACUAACAUUAUCUAGACGUAAGGGAUACAAAAACACUGUGAGUUAAUAUGAAGCAGAAUAAAAAAAAAGAAUAGUAUCUCUCCUGAUCACAAUUAAUAAUGUAUUGUUUUAAAUUUUUAUCACUUAAAUGGUGAGCUCGUUACACAUUGUCAAUGAUAACAGUGCGGCUUUGCAUUGAGCAGGGAAACCUUUUAUAGCCAGUUAUCAUGUUUCGUAUUAUAUUUCUUGACGUAUGUUAUAGUAAUGAUAUUAAAAUAUUAAUGCUUAUGGAAAUGUGUCAGGAAGGGGAACAUUUUUAAUGGAAUCAGGAAAACUAGGAAAUUAAUUAAAGUAGCAAAUUGGGUAUCCUGCCUAAGCUUGUCUGCAGUGCUUUAACUGCAUUAUUGUUUCAUUCUUUCAUGCACUUUCAUGCAUAACAUAACUGAUCCACACUAGCGAGUGCAUUUCCCUAGCCUUCAAGUUGCCCUGCCGGUGGAGUGCUUAGAGCCACUGUUGGGUUCAUGGAGAUUAUCUUAGAAUCUCAUUUGCCGUUCAAACCCGCGAGAUUGCGUGGGCCGUGUUUACGAACACACGGGUCUUCUUGGAACAGCGCACGGGCCAUCUUCACACUGCGCUUCGGUUCCGUUGUGAGCAAGAUGCUUCCAGUUUGUCGAUGUAGCGCAAACCAUGUAGCCUGUUGGGUUUUACUUAUUGACAUUCUGUGUUACUUUGCACUGUCUUCAUCAAAUCAUCCAUCUAUCUUCGCAUUUUAACAAAACUUAAAAAGCCUGCUCCGCCUGAUGGUGCAAUAUUUAUCUACCUCCAACUUCUGUGUCUCUUGAGAGUUUACCUGCGGCAUUUUGGAACUCACUUUUUGUUACUACCAUUACGUAUAUUUAUUUGUGCUAUUUAUUUAUUUUAAAUUUUAAUGUUUCUUUCUGUAGAAAAAUUAUGGUUGUGUUCUGUUAGUUAGGCUAAGUGAAACAAAGCAAGCAAUAAUAUUCAUCAGUACUAUUUUUUUUUUAAUAUGAUUAAAUAAUAAAAAAUAACAGUUGUUUUAUAUUGAAUUAUUCAAUUUACAUUUGUUGUUUCUGUGUUUGUCUGUUCUCUCUUUAUCUUUAUAACAUUAAUAUUUACUGCUCAUUGAGUUUAGUUUUGCCCAGAAUGUAUCAUGUCACUAUUAAAGUACAAAAAUAUUUGUGCAAUGUUAUGUGUGGCUUCUUAUUUAUGUUUAUAGUUGAAAUUAAACAUUUUUAAAUUUUAACAACAUGCUGCUAUGUGUUUACUCUUAAAAAAAUUUGCCUUGCAUAAAAGAGAUUAAAUUCUAAUUUU